This is a messenger RNA of Aptenodytes forsteri (emperor penguin), 975 nucleotides long. RefSeq names its product proliferating cell nuclear antigen (gene PCNA). NCBI's taxonomy places the organism in Eukaryota, Metazoa, Chordata, Aves, Sphenisciformes, Spheniscidae. The transcript is spliced from 7 exons. Bases 1 to 813 code for a protein of 270 amino acids. Gene Ontology annotation, molecular function: DNA polymerase processivity factor activity; DNA binding. Gene Ontology annotation, cellular component: PCNA complex. Gene Ontology annotation, biological process: mismatch repair; leading strand elongation; regulation of DNA replication. The record is from RefSeq and is a predicted model, not a curated record.
AUGGACAAGUACGGGGUUGCUCGCAAGAUACGCACGUUGAACACCAAUGCAGAACUGGCGUCUGAGGAGAGGCGCGCCGAGCUGCCCCUGCGGACGGCCCCUGCGUGUAGCACCGGCGCUGCGGUGCAGGCGGAGGACGGGCUGCUGGGAUCAGGCAGCCUUCCCCCCUCAGCCGGGGAGUGGGCCGAGCGCGGCCUCCCGGAGGCGCCGUCCCCGCUAGUGACCCACCUCUUGUCCACCUCUAGCAUGUCCAAAAUACUGAAAUGUGCUGGAAACGAAGACAUCAUAACUCUCCGAGCAGAAGACAACGCGGAUACAUUGGCCCUAGUGUUUGAAGCACCAAAUCAGGAGAAGGUUUCUGAUUAUGAGAUGAAGCUAAUGGAUCUCGAUGUGGAGCAGCUUGGGAUUCCAGAACAAGAAUAUAGUUGUGUAGUGAAAAUGCCUUCUGCUGAAUUUGCCCGCAUCUGUAGAGAUCUCAGCCACAUUGGCGAUGCAGUUGUCAUCUCCUGUGCAAAAGAUGGUGUGAAAUUUUCAGCUAAUGGAGAGCUGGGAAAUGGAAACAUCAAGCUGUCACAGACCAGUAACGUGGAUAAAGAGGAAGAAGCUGUUACAAUAGAGAUGAAUGAGCCAGUCCAAUUGACCUUUGCUCUGAGGUACUUGAACUUUUUUACCAAAGCCACUCCCCUGUCACCUACGGUAACACUCAGCAUGUCUGCAGAUGUUCCUCUUGUUGUGGAGUACAAGAUUGCUGAUAUGGGACACUUAAAAUACUACCUGGCUCCAAAGAUUGAAGACCAACAAGAAGGCUCUUAAUUGGAGUAGAACUGAGGGGCAGAUCUGGUCAGCUCUUCGGAGGGGACAACUGGCUUUGAGAAGGAAACGGUGGUGUUAGCAAUUUCAGUGCAUUGGAGCAUCGUAUGAGCACUGUUAGGCAUGUUGUGUAGAUAUGUUUGUAAAUAUUUUUCAACUCACUAU